AAACGUGAAUCUUUGAUUUGCAGGUCUCAAAUAUCGCCAAAGUUAAAUGUGACGCUAAUCAGAUUCAUAGCUCUUGAGCUUGUGGAAACGGCCAAGAGAAUUCCUGGUGCGACAUACAAUGGCUGCCGCAAGACGUUCUUUUUGCUAGAACAAUUAAGAAUCUGGACUAGGACCAAACUUUCUUGCACAUGCGUGAGUCAAGAGAAAAAAACAUGUAGUCCUCAUCUUUGUCGAUUCAUGUGAUACGCUAUCAUGUUUCUGGAAACUUGGAUAGCUGGUGCAUGCCAAGAAGAGGACUGCCUUCAUGCUGAUGAAGGCAUGAUGCAUGUGUACUAUGCAUCAUAUACAGGAAUUUGCAAUUUUUGAUGUGCAAGGACUUAAUUAGAAAAUUAGUUAUCCACUGCAACAUUGAAGGCUGCAUAAUGCAUAUUCAAUGGCCUUGAAAGAAAUGAUUUGCUAUAUGAUUGAUCAUAAAAUUUAUAAUUCAGAGACUGCAGUCCAAUGGUUCCUGACAAGAUGUCUCCACAUGCAACAAAAUAGUUGUCGUACUCAAUGUUAGGUGGUAAUAAACAAAGACCAUAUAUUGUAAAGUAAUAACAGACUUUAACUUUGAGUCUUCAGUGUUUUCCUCAUGCUCUUUAACUUACUAUAAGGACAUAAGAAACUAAUUUGGUUUUACUGUAACUGUGUAGGAAUCAAGGUAAUAUUUAAAGGGUUUGGCUAGUGUGUGCCCAUGGGCACAUGCUAACGCUAAAUUUGAUGCUCGAUUUUUAGGUAAUGCUUCCAAUUCAGGAGUUGCUUUAUUACUUCAUUCUUGUCUUGUGUAUAAACUUCAUGUCCAGGUAAGAUCAAGGCUAAUAUCCCAAGUAUCUUAGUGAAAGAUGUAGGUUUCUUCCUGAUAAAGUAUUUCUCAAUAUGAUGUUUAUUUGCUAAUUCCUCCGCUGUUCUGUGUAUCUGACAUUUUUGACCACAUAUCCUUGAGUAUUGCUUAAUUAGACUAUAAACUUUUGAGCCUAAGUGAUGUAUAAGUUAGCUAGCUGACAAUGAGCCAUCAGACAGACAUAUUGAAAUUUUACAGCCAAUCAAGUGUGAGCUCACCAACAAGAUAAACAUGUGCUAAUUAUAAGAAUUUUUGGUGCUCUGCAAAGUUGUCCUUGAUAGCGCAGCUAGCUAGAGCAGGUGAUAUGCAUUCAACAAGAACUGACCUAUCAGAGGUAGGAAAAAGUUUGAGACCAUCUUCUGUGCCUUCCAGUUUCCUUACAAAUUCUAAUUCGAUGGUGGAUAAUAAGGAUGAUGAGUAUGUUGAGCAAUGGGCUGAGAUCAAUAGAUUGCCUACUUUUCAACGCUUGAGGUUAUCACUCAUUGAUGAUUAUAACAAUGAAGGAGACAGAUGUGAUGCUAAAGGGAAGAGGAUAAUAGAUGUUUCUACUGUUGGUGCACUGGAAAGGCAUAUGUUCAUUGAGAAGCUUAUUAAGCAUGUUGAGGAUGACAAUCUACAUUUGUUGCACAGGAUUAGAAAAAGAAUAAACAAAGUUGGCCUGAAAUUUCCUACUGUUGAAGUGAGGUACAAUAAUCUGCAUGUGGAAGCAGAGUGCGAAGUAGUUAGUGGCAAGCCCCUGCCGACUCUCUGGAACUCCCUGCAAAGAAUGAUCUUUGAUAUUGCCAAUAUUGGUGGAUUGAAGUCGAGAAAGGCCAAAAUAAGCAUCAUCAAUGAAGUCAGUGGUAUCAUCAGGCCUGGAAGAAUGACUUUACUGCUUGGCCCUCCAGGAUGUGGGAAGACUUCUUUCCUCAAAGCACUUUCUGGAAACCUAGAUAAAUCUUUAAAGUGUACCGGAAUAAUCUCUUAUAAUGGCUGUAGACUUGAAGAGCUUGUGCCUCAAAAAUCUUCUGCUUACACAAACCAAUAUGAUCUGCAUAUCCCUGACAUGACUGUAAGGGAAACACUUGAUUUUUCAGCUUGCUGUCAGGGUAUUGGAAAUCGAGCAGAGUUAAUGAUCGAGGUCCUCAGGAGGGAGAAAGAGGCGGGAAUCAUUCCAGAUUCAGAUAUUGAUACCUUUAUGAAGGCAAUAUCUGUUGGAGGACAAAGAGCAUCCCUUCAGACUGACUACAUACUGAAAAUUCUUGGCCUUGACAUAUGUGCGGACAUACUAGUAGGAGAUGCAAUGAGAAGAGGCAUAUCUGGCGGUCAGAAGAAAAGAUUGACUACAGGGGAGAUGAUCGUUGGCCCCACAAAAGCUCUUUUUAUGGAUGAAAUAUCAAAUGGACUAGACAGCUCUACCGCGUAUCAGAUUAUUUCAUUUCUCCAGCAACUUGUUCACAUCACAGAAGCAACGGUUAUUGUGUCACUUCUUCAGCCAGCACCAGAAGCCUUUGAUAUGUUUGAUGAUAUUGUAUUAAUGGCAGAAGGGCAAAUUGUGUACCAUGGACCACGUAGUCAUGUUCUUGAAUAUUUCGAGAGAUGUGGCUUUAAGUGCCCUGAAAGGAAAGGAGUAGCUGACUUUCUGCAGGAGGUUAUAUCCGUAAAAGAUCAAGCACAGUAUUGGCAUAGACCUGAACAAACUCACCAUUAUGUUUCUGUGGAUACACUUUCUAGUAUGUUUAAAGAAUCAGAUUUUGGUAAAAAUCAUGAGGAGGAGCUAUCUAAGGAUUAUAUAAAGUCAGAGAAUCAUAACAAAUCUCCUUCAUAUAGCAUUUACUCUCUGUCAAAAUGGACUCUAUUUAAAGCCUGCAUGACAAGAGAAAUUAUUCUCAUGAGGAGGAACUCGUUCAUAUACAAAUUUAAAAUUUUUCAGCUUUCAUUAAUUGCAUCUAUUACAAUGACUGUAUUUUUGCGAACUCGGAUGGAAGUUGUGGCUGCACAUGGAAACCAAUAUUUGGGUUCCUUAUUCUACUCUCUCAUUAUUCUUUUAGUAGAUGGAUUUCCAGAAUUAACGAUGACUGUAGCACGGCUUUCAGUUUUCUACAAACAGAGAGAUUUGUGUUUCUACCCAGCUUGGGCUUACGCAAUUCCAGCUGCCAUUCUAAAGAUUCCUCUUUCUAUUCUGGAAUCUUUAGUUUGGGUAUGUCUUACGUACUAUGUCGUUGGGUAUAGCCCAGAGCCGGAGAGGUUUUUCAGACAGUUAUUUUUGUUCUUUUUUGUGCACUGGACAUCAAUAUCUAUGUUCCGCUUCUUGGCAUCUGUCUGUAGGACUGCAGGUGCUAGCGCUACAGCUGGUAGUGUGUCAUUAGUACUUGUAUUAUUAUUUGGGGGCUUCAUCGUCCCAAGACCCUUAAUGCCAUCUUGGUUGAAGUGGGGAUUUUGGGUUUCACCAAUAACAUAUGGUCAGAUAGGCCUUGCUGUGAAUGAGUUUCUUUCUCCAAGAUGGCAAAAGAUGCUGUCCACCAACACAACAAUAGGGCAACAAGCUCUUGCGGAUCGCGGACUGGACUUCAGUCGGUACUUUUUUUGGAUAUCUCUUGGUGCCUUAUUUGGAUUCAUACUAUUUUUCAAUGCUGGAUUUGUCUUGGCCUUGAGUUUUUUGAAUGAUGCGGGCUCUCGUGCUAUUAUUUCAAGAGACAAGCUGUCAGCAAACAAAGGAAGUGAAAAUAUCACAACAAACACAACUAAUGAAGAGAAACCCAAAAAUGGAGGAAGAAUUGUUCUACCAUUCGAACCUGUUACUCUUGUGUUCCAUAAUGUUCAAUACUACGUGGACACCCCUUUGGAAAUGUCUGAACAUGGAUGCAGUCAGAAAAUGCUCCAACUUCUUUGUGAUAUCACUGGUGCAUUCAGACCUGGUGUUCUUACUGCGCUGAUGGGUGUCAGUGGAGCUGGUAAAACAACACUUCUCGAUGUCCUUGCAGGAAGAAAAACUAGUGGCACCAUUAAUGGAGAAAUUAAGAUUGGAGGAUACCCUAAGGUUCAAGAGACAUUUGCUAGGAUUUCAGGAUAUUGUGAGCAAUCUGACAUACAUUCCCCUCAAGUUACUGUUGAAGAGUCGGUGCUUUUUUCUGCUUGGCUACGUCUUCACCCACAGAUUGAUUCGAGAACUAAAUCUGAUUUUGUGAGAGAUGUCCUUGAGACUGUUGAACUUGAUGGUAUACAAGAUUCCUUAGUUGGCAAGCCAGGUGUUAGUGGUCUAUCAAAUGAGCAACGCAGGCGUCUAACCAUAGCUGUGGAGCUUGUUUCUAACCCCUCAAUCGUUUUUAUGGAUGAACCUACAACGGGACUUGACGCUAGAGCAGCAGCUAUUGUCAUGCGGGUUAUGAAGAAUGUGGCUGAUACUGGAAGAACAAUUGUUUGUACCAUUCAUCAACCGAGUGUCGAUAUAUUUGAGGCAUUCGAUGAAUUGAUUCUGUUGAAAUCUGGUGGACGUGUUAUUUACUCUGGACCAUUGGGUCCGAAUUCAAGUAGAAUAACAGAUUACUUUGAGAGCAUCUCAGGAGUACCAAAGAUCAGAAAUAAUUACAAUCCCGCAACAUGGAUGUUAGAAGUUACUUCUUUAUCUGCAGAAGCAGAGCUUGGCCUAGAUUUUGCCCAAAUCUAUGAGAGUUCUUCCUUGAACAAACACAAUGAAGAGAUAGUCAAGAGCUUAAGUAUUCCGCCUCCAGGUUCCCAGAAGUUGUAUUUUGCCACCCCUUUUGCACAAAAUGGCAUCGGGCAAUUUAAAUCCUGCCUAUGGAAACACCAUUUAUCUUAUUGGAGAAGUCCUUCAUACAAUUUCAAUCGUUUGAGGCAUAUGAUAUUUUCAUCAUUUGUUUUUGGGUUUCUCUUCUGGGAUCAAGGGCAGAAACUAGACAACCAACAAAAUUUGUUCAGCAUAUUUGGUUCGAUGUUUUCAACUACUAUAUUUUCUGGCAUGAAUAAUGCCUCCUCAGUUAAACCUUACAUUACAACCGAACGAAAUGUUUUGUAUAGAGAAAUAUUUGCUGGGACGUAUUCGCCAUGGGCUUAUGCACUUGCACAGGUAAUAAUUGAGAUACCUUAUGUAUUUGCUCAAUCACUUGCAUAUGUGGUAAUUACCUAUCCAAUGAUUGGAUAUUCUUGGACUUCUUACAAAGUGUUGUGGUAUUUCUACUCCAUGUUCUGCACAUUGUUGUAUUUCACAUAUAUGGGGAUGAUGAUUGUUUCGUUCACUCCUACGUAUCCAGCAGCGGUGAUUCUACAGUCUACUUUCAACACCAUUUUUAACCUGUUUUCUGGAUUUAUUAUUCCUCAACCACAAAUUCCCAAGUGGUGGUUAUGGUUAUAUUACCUCACACCAUCAUCAUGGACAUUGAACAGCAUGCUCUCCUCUCAGUAUGGAGAUGUAGAGAAGGAGAUUAUAGUAUUCGGAGAAAAGAAAACAGUUGCAGCCUUUGUAAAGGAUUACUUUGGAUUUCACCAUGAUCGCUUACCAAUAGUUGGUGUGGUUCUGAUGUUAUACCCAAUUAUCUUUGCUUCAAUAUUCGCAUAUUGUAUUGGGAAGUUAAAUUUUCAAAGGAGGUGAAUGUGGUGAAAGCAUUGUAUCGGGAAGCUUAGUACAACUGACCUCGGAUGGAACUUGCUGCAAGAUCUCUGUAAGUUGUCUUUAUUCAGUGUAUUGUUGCAGUCUAUAUAACGUUGUUGAUUAGCAACCGUGAGGAUGGUGGUUGAAAUUUGAUCACUCGAAACUUUAAGGUAAACCAUACAAUGAGAAUUCGGAGCUUCCUUCUCUCUCAACUGAUCUGAAAAUAAUUAUUGACAAUGCCAUUUUUGACCACUUCAGUAGGUUUCUUUUCAUUGAACUAGCAAAUUUCUGAUCCUGCUAUUGUACUUCCCCAGAUCCUGGUUUAUUUUGUAUUUACGCUUUGUUUGUCUUAAAUGAUUCGUGUUUCCAACUGAGUUCAUUCUGGUCUUAAGCCUGAUCGUCGUAUGCACAUUGAAAUAGCAUGGGCGACUGUGAUUUCAUGUUAGAGGAAUCCCAAUCCUCAUACGCCUAUUAAGUAGAAAACCAGCAAAAGGGAAACCACAACACACCUUAGUUCCUGCUACCUUUUUUAAGAAAAACAUUAGUGGUGACGUUUCAGUUUGACGCCAGACUCAGUCUCAAAUGAUACUAAUUAAGAACACUCUAGUUUCAGUCUGCAACGACGAUGAUCAAAAUCUCAGGUACUGACAUUAUGCAUAGGGAUAACCUAAUAGCCUGUUAUAUAGUACGAAUUAGGCAGGAAUUCUCAGGUCUUUGGCAGCUAGGCUAGGCUUAAGGCUCUUAGUAAGAGUACCCUUUCACCCUUUUUUUUUUUUUAAGGUUCUGGAGAGGUUUGCCAGUUUGACUUACUUUUGGAUUCAUCAAAUUAGGCACCUAAGGUUACAGAGCUGACCUCUAAGGUUCGGCCUUCUCUUUCAAGGAAAAGAUGUUUGAUGAAUCCAUCUUAAUUCCUUUCAAGCAACUUUGCCGGCAUCACUGAGCAAUUUCCUAUCACAUUGUCAGCCUUCAUUGUCCU
Messenger RNA from Daucus carota subsp. sativus, 6444 nucleotides. RefSeq names its product pleiotropic drug resistance protein 3. Bases 1185 to 5468 code for a protein of 1427 amino acids. Gene Ontology annotation, cellular component: membrane. The record is from RefSeq and is a predicted model, not a curated record. Gene Ontology annotation, molecular function: ATP hydrolysis activity; ABC-type transporter activity; ATP binding. The transcript is spliced from 26 exons. NCBI's taxonomy places the organism in Eukaryota, Viridiplantae, Streptophyta, Magnoliopsida, Apiales, Apiaceae.